Messenger RNA from Pelagomonas calceolata, 837 nucleotides. The record is from the annotation of a GenBank genome assembly. Lineage: Eukaryota; Pelagophyceae; Pelagomonadales; Pelagomonadaceae.
AAGCCUGCGCAGCUCGCGGCUGCCUGGUGUGGCACGCAGCGGUCGUACAGAUCAGUCUACUACAGUCGCUCUGGUGGCACUACGAGGCCGCACACCCACGUGUGUGGCACGCACACAGACUUCUAAGCACCGCACAGCAGCACACAAAAAAAAGUACCUAGUCUUGCGAAUCUAGGCCCACGUCCGUGUAGGCGGGGAUACUCUUGCUCGACAUCGUCAAAAAAAGACAUGUCAGGCCUCUACACCCGCUGGACGGAAGGACGUCCGGACGUCGCGAAGUACGCAUACGUGGUCCGAUCAAAGACGGACGUCCGGACUGGCCCCGGCCCCGACGCCGAGCCGACGGGGCGCGUCCUCGAGGCCGACCAAAGGAUCGAGGUCUCCGAGCGACGAACACUGGAGGACGCGCAGACGUUCCUGAAGCUCGCGGACGCCGCGGGCGGCUGGGCGGAUGCCGCCGCCGCCGAGGAGGUCGCGCUCCCGAAGCCGGUCGCGUACGAGCCGAUCACGACCUUCGCUUUUGAUUGGGACGACCGCAAGGGCCGCGUGACGGUCUACCUGACGCUGCCGGGCGUCCACGAGCUGCCCGAGGGCUCCGUGCAGGCGGACUUCGGCGAGCGGUCCCUGGACCUGCGGGUGCACGGCGGCGUCAACCAGCGUCUCCUGGUCCCGGAGCUGUACGACGUGAUCGUGCCGGCGCGGUGCCGCUGCCGCGUCAAGAAGGACAAGGUCGUCUUGCUGCUGAAGACGGGCCCGCCCGUCGUGCCCUUCAGCGCGUGGCAGAAGCUCUCGUCGGGCGCCGCGGACCCGGUCGAGUGGGGCGCGAACCCCGGGUAA